Molecule: messenger RNA, 867 nt
Organism: Fusarium oxysporum Fo47
Lineage: Eukaryota; Fungi; Ascomycota; Sordariomycetes; Hypocreales; Nectriaceae
Product: succinate:quinone oxidoreductase subunit C
Exons: 3
Coding region: 137-700 (187 amino acids)
Biological process (GO): tricarboxylic acid cycle; mitochondrial electron transport, succinate to ubiquinone
Cellular component (GO): membrane
Molecular function (GO): electron transfer activity; succinate dehydrogenase activity
Source: RefSeq, a predicted model, not a curated record
CGAGAAUAGGAAGCCAUCAUCAUUGAUACCCAGAUACGAAUCUCGCACUUGAAGCAUCGACGCUGACGAUAUCGUUGACCGGACCUUGGCUGAACCCUUUCUCUUCGAAAUCGAUAGAUACUCACAAUCCGCCACGAUGCUCGCUCAACGUGUUGGCGUCGCCGCUCUUCGUCAAGGCGCGACCAAGCCCUUCUUCGCCCAGAACAUUCCCAAGGCUGCUCUCGCUGCUGGAAUCUCUACCUCUUCUCCCCUACGCGCUGUCGGUUCUACCAAGGUCUCUCAACAAGACGGCCAUCAGAUCCUCGUCAACCAGCGCCUCAACCGUCCCGUCUCUCCCCAUCUGGCCAUCUACAAGAUCGAGCAGACAUGGUUCGGUAGCUCCGCCUGGAACCGAAUCACCGGCUGCACCCUCUCCGCGACUAUGUACGGUUUCUCCCUCGCCUACCUCGCCGCUCCUCUUGUCGGACUUCACCUCGAGAGCGCAAGCAUCGCCAGCUUCGCCGCCGGUCUCCCCCUCGCUAUCAAGGGUGGUAUCAAGUUCACACUAGGCUUCCCCUUCGUCUAUCACGCCAUCAGCGGCUUCAAGCAUCUCCUGUACGACGCUGGCAAGGGUUUCGCCAAGACGACUAUUAUCCAGGCCGACAAGUACAUCUGGGCUGCCAGUUUCCUCGGCGCCAUUGGCCUGGUUGCUUUCCUGUAAAAUACCAAAACUGAACGGAGAUGAAGGAUAUAGAUGGUAUGGUUCGCAGUGGAUGAUACAAUGGAUAAGGGAAGGAGUAUGGCAAGGAUGAGAAACUCGUGUACGAGUAUUAGCCUGAGGGCAUUCCUGACUUUGAGCAAAGAAUUUUAUUAUCUGUACACAAGCGC